Molecule: messenger RNA, 1232 nt
Organism: Syngnathus typhle (broad-nosed pipefish)
Lineage: Eukaryota; Metazoa; Chordata; Actinopteri; Syngnathiformes; Syngnathidae
Product: acid-sensing ion channel 2-like
Exons: 2
Coding region: 334-765 (143 amino acids)
Biological process (GO): sodium ion transport
Cellular component (GO): membrane
Molecular function (GO): sodium channel activity
Source: RefSeq, a predicted model, not a curated record
UUCUCUUUCUCUCUUUCUGUCUCUCUGUCUCUCUCUCUCUCUCUCUCUCUCUCUCUCUCUCUCUCUCUCUCUCUCUCUCAUCUAUCCAUCCGUUCAACCGAGUGCGCGCAUUUGAGCGAGCGCUGGUUGCGCACGAUCAUCAGCCCCAGCGUUUCGGGCACGCACGCACGCACGCACGCACGCAUCCAAGAGAAGAGAAGAUGUGCCAAUGCGAUUCGUCCGCCUCCAAAGUGAAGCCUCCGGGCUCCCUAGCCGACCGUGGCUCUGCUGCUCGCCUGGUCGUCCAACCGCGUGCGCUACCUGCUCUCGUCGCCCGUGUACACCAAGGCGCACAUGGUGUACGCCAAGCGGCUCGUCUUCCCCGCCGUCACCAUCUGCAACCAGAACCUGCUCUUGCCCAGGCGCAUGAAGAAGUCGGACAUCUUCAGCGCCGGAAGGUGGCUGGGGCUCCUGGGGAGGAAUUGGCAGGUGUCUCCGGCAGCCAGGGAAGCUUUGGCGGCGCCUUGGUCGCAGCAGCAGCAGCAGCAGCAGCAGCAGCGCACCGAGCCGCCUUGGUCGCCGCUCUCCCGCAUCCUGGACUUCAACCACUUUCUACCUCCCCCGCGGGAGUCGCAGCCGUCCAUGAGGCAGCUGCUGGACCGGCUGGGCCACCAGCUGGAGGAAAUGCUCUUGUACUGUCGCUACCAGGGAGAGAUGUGCGGCCCGCGCAAUUUUAGUACCCUGAGAGGUGAGCAUCUGGAUCAUCUCAUCGCACCGUGCCCUUGACGUGGCUUCUGUGCACGGCGCGAUUCCGUCUCUGGCGCUCCGCCACAGAUGAGUUGAGGCCCUGCGUGAGCGCCGGGAGGCCAACGGCGGUCCUGGGGGAGGACAAAAACACAAUUCCUAACUAGAACGUAGACUGGAGGCAGAUGGCAAGACCAAAACAGUCGCUGAUUCUUUUUCAGGCUUCCACUUGACUAAAAUAGUACCUGACUUGUCUACAAAAGUAUUUAAGAGAUAUUUUUAAACACCAAAGUGUUUUUUUUUUCCACACUUGGAUAUGGAAAGGUGCAUUGAAGUGUUUGACACCAAAUAUAGUCAAGUAGGGCUGCAAUUAAUGAUCAUUUUGAUAAUCAAGUAACGUCAUCUAUUUUGUUGAUUCAUCAAAGAAUUGUAUUUAAAAAGAAAACGUUUUAAUUCCUAUCCCUUCAUUCAAAUACACAUGUAAGGACAAAUAAAAUGAGAAUCACUUA